Diachasmimorpha longicaudata is the source of this 1860-nucleotide messenger RNA. RefSeq names its product esterase E4-like. NCBI's taxonomy places the organism in Eukaryota, Metazoa, Arthropoda, Insecta, Hymenoptera, Braconidae. The record is from RefSeq and is a predicted model, not a curated record. The transcript has 7 exons. Bases 21 to 1712 code for a protein of 563 amino acids.
UUCCUCAGUCUGUGGUCACAAUGGCUCGCCAGCUCAUUAUUAUUCUUGGAUGUGUUUUCGCGCUUGUGAUGGCUUCAAUGAAUUGCCAGAAUGCCUCUGACAAUCCUGAAGUGACGUUUAGUUUGGGCAAGGUCAAGGGCUCGCUAUUCGAGUCUCGAUUAGGCAAGAAAAUUUACGCUUUCAGAGGACUGAGAUAUGCUGAGGGACCGAUUGGGCCUCUUCGAUUUAAGCUCGCAAUUCCUGCUAAACCGUGGACUGGGGUAUUUGAUGCCUCUGAGGAAGGCCCAUCCUGCCCCAGACAGAGUGGACAAAACAAAAGCGAUGACUGCCUUCGCUUAAAUGUUUACACCACCAAGUUGGGAUCUGAAACCAAAAGGCCAGUAAUAGUAUUCUUCCACCCUGGGGCAUUCGUUGGGUUCUCCGGACAGAGUUAUGUUUUUGGGCCUCAAUAUAUCAUGGACGAAGACAUCGUUCUGGUCACUGUGAAUUAUCGACUCGGUGCAAUAGGGUUCACAGCCACUGGUGACGCAUUAGCUCCCGGUAACUUGGGCCUGAAGGACCAGGUCGAGGCCCUGCGGUGGGUUAAAAAAAAUAUUGCACCGUUCGGUGGCGAUUGCGAUUUGGUAACGAUCGUUGGAUACAGUGCUGGGGCCUGGAGCACAGCCCUGCAUAUGUUGUCGCCAAUGUCAAAGGGUCUCUUUCACCGUGCCGUGUCCAUGAGUGGUGCCCCCACCAAGCCGGUUCCUAUGGUGCACGAGCAAACGGAAAUCGCUAAGAAACAGGCAACCCUGGUGGGGUGCCCCAAUGACAGCACCGAGGAGAUGCUCAAGUGCAUGGAGAACGUUCCCCACGAGAAAAUGGUCUCGACCUUUGGGAAAUUCAUGGAGUGGCAUGAUAAUCCCAUUCGCGUGUGGAGCCCGGUGGUUGAGCCUGAUAUUCCUGGAGUCGAGAGGUUCAUUGUGGGACAGCCUGAUGAAUUGAUCAGACAGGGGAAAUUUCACAAGGUGCCCUACAUGGCGGGUACGACGAGGGAUGAAUUCGCUAGUUUGGCCAGAUUACCUGUUGUCGAAGCAAGAAAAGGGAAUAAUUCAGUGUUCGAUGAUCUGAAUGAAAAUUGGGAUCGCCUAGCCCCAAUCAUCUUCGCGUACGAGAGAAAUACAACCGAGUCGAAGAGGAUCAGUAAAGAGUUGAGAGAUUUUUACUUCAAGGGGGAGAAAAUUGGAUUGGCCAAUUGGGAAAAAUUAGGACAGUUGUAUUCCGAUUCAAUCGUGAAAUUCCCAGUCAAUCGAAUGGUGAAUUUGGUCGCUGCUCACUCGGAUCAACCGGUGUAUUAUUAUCACUUUGUGUAUCAAGGACGAAAGAGUUAUUACGUGUGGCCGGAUACGAGGAAACCUAUGGGUGUGGGUCAUCAUGAUGAGUUGAUGUAUCUCUUCUUCAUGAAGGUCUUCUUCCCUUACCUCGAGCAGGACGCACCGGAAAUUCCAACUGUCGAACACCUAACAGCCAUGUGGGCGAGUUUCGCAAAAACUGGAAAUCCCGUUCCCCUAAAUAAUCCGUUAUUCAAGGGUGUUAAGUGGGACAGAUUUACUCCUGAAAAUAAGGAGUACCUUGAAAUCAAUGAAACACUCACAAUGAAGACGAACGUGGACGGAGCAAGGAUGGAAGCUUUCGAAAGAAUUUUCCCUCUGGCUCCGGUGAGACCGACAAAUUAAGCGCCUUAAUUUUAAAAACCGAUUUUUCAUGUGAAAAUUUCUUGUGAAAUCGACGGCCUCGGCACUUUAUAAUGUAAACAAGUGCCUUCGAAAGGAUUUGCCGGGUGAAUAAAAUCCUAUAUAUUGAUUUGAAGACCACGAAGGUCAA